Messenger RNA from Pogonomyrmex barbatus (red harvester ant), 582 nucleotides. RefSeq lists its product as uncharacterized. The record is from RefSeq and is a predicted model, not a curated record. Lineage: Eukaryota; Metazoa; Arthropoda; Insecta; Hymenoptera; Formicidae.
GAGUAGGGUGUUUUACAAAUGGCGACCCUGUUAUCACACGUGAGAAUUGGGUAGAAACUGUCGUAUUUUGUCUAUUAAUUUGGCUUUUUUCAAAUUUUGAAGUUUCGCAACAUUGGUUGGACAUCAACACGAUCGACUUGCGAUAUAAUUAAUUAACAGAUUGAUAAUCCUGAUCAGAGAUUUUAUUUCGACAUGAUAUCUGACUCAGAAUCGGAAGCCGACAUCAAUUCAGGAAUCCAGAGAACAUUAAUUUCCAUCAAUGACAUUACUCUGAAAAUAAAAAAGGAGCUAAACAUGAUCGAUGAACUUGUGAAAGAAAAUGGACUCCUGCAGACGGUAGUUGGGACAGCGAAUGAAACAUUGUCUAAGAAAGUUCACGAAAUGGGAAUGAAUGUUGCAGAGAUCAUCGAUGAGGGCAGGCGCAAUGACAGGUUAGAAUCGAAUUUUCUGGAUUCAGUCAUGUCAAACAACAUAGUAGUUACAGAGAAAUUAUUGGAAUACAUGAAUCCCUGAAGCAUAUAACUUUUAUUAUAUUUUAUAUACAUAUAUUUUUAUGUUUAAUAUACAUAUAUUUUUAUUCUU